This is a messenger RNA of Maniola jurtina (meadow brown), 3174 nucleotides long. RefSeq names its product interleukin-1 receptor-associated kinase 4-like. The record is from RefSeq and is a predicted model, not a curated record. NCBI's taxonomy places the organism in Eukaryota, Metazoa, Arthropoda, Insecta, Lepidoptera, Nymphalidae. Gene Ontology annotation, cellular component: plasma membrane. Gene Ontology annotation, biological process: protein phosphorylation. The transcript has 4 exons. Gene Ontology annotation, molecular function: ATP binding; protein kinase activity. The coding region runs from base 303 to 2090 and encodes 595 amino acids.
GUCAGAUGUUUGUUUUUGCAUUUUUUGAUUUUUGCAGACCAGUAAUCAGGACCAUCAGGACUUUUUUUUACCAAAAUAUGGUUUAUUGCCGCUGUAUUCUUAAUUAUCUUCAAAAAAGAAUAUAACAGAUAACAGCUUCAUUAAUUGCUAUAUCGAAGAAACGUGAAAACCCAGUUUAAAAGUUAUCAUAGGUCAACAAAUGUUGUGAUAAGGGGUUUCCCCAGUAUUUUGAGUAUUUUCCUCAAUCACAUAUUAUUCACUAUAUUGUGCUAUAAUCUUUAGAACAAGUGUAAUACUGCGUCAUGUUCCAAAACGUAGAACUUCGGAAGCUCCCUGCAGAUGCGCUGUGCAAAGUUGUCAGUAUUUUAGAGAUAAACAAUGAUUGGAAGAGGGUUAUGUCUAUUAUACCAAAAAACUUACAAAGUGAAGAAUUUGAACCUAAAUACAACAAUGAACAAAUGCGAAUGAUAGAAGAGCAUGCAAAAUCUACGAAUCAGAAAUGUGCUGAUAUCCUUAUGGAUGAGUGGGGUACAUCAGGCAGGUUCCGACCCACACUGAGCACAUUGAAGGAAAUUUUAAUCAAAGCCCAAAUAUUCAGGGCUGCUGAUGAAAUUGCUAUAAUGUUGAAUGAAUCCUUACCUGUGCGCCCAAGUUACGGCCCCGCUGCACCGGUUGCUACAAAUGUGACAGAAACGUUAAAAGAUGAAAGUGCAGAACAAAGGUUACAAGACAUGAGCACAGCUGUGAAAUCAAAUACAGACCAAAUGUGUAACGGGCCUACAAGGCAGAUGAAAUCCAUAAGUGAUAUGAUGGAAUUCACCAAGACAUGCAGCAAUCAAAUGGGACCAGCUCAAGUAAAAUCUGCAACUGAUUUAAUAGAAUUUUCAAAACAACAGCAAACCCAGGAGUCUAUGAAUAUACCAGAUUUGAGUGCUAUGCUUGGCAAGACUAAAAGUACUAGUUUACAAUCAGCUACCUCUACCAAUGAGUCAAUAGACUCUGAAAGUUCUAAACUGAACAGCACACAAAAUAAUGCAAACAUUACUAUGCAUUACCCAGAAACAUUUCAGACCUCCUUUCCAAAUAUUAACAUUUCCACAGAAAUAGAUAGUGCCAUACUCCAAGACACUAAUUUAAUUCAUUUUGACUAUGGUGUUUUAGAUUCUAUUACAGGAAAUUUUUCUGAGUUGUUAAUUAAUGAUCCUAAUCAUGGUCUUAAGGGCAGAAUAGGGAGUGGAGGCUUUGGAGAUGUAUUUGUUGGAAAAGAUUCAACUUACGGAAUGCUCGCUGUUAAAAAAGCUCACAGUCACUUAGCCAUACACCGUAGACCAGAGAUUGCAAUGAGAAUAUUUAACGCAGAAGUUAAAUACCUCUCACAGUUCAGACACAAUAAUAUUGUUCCUAUACUGGGUUUCUCUAUGAAUGGACCUGCUCCUUGCAUUGUUUGUGAAUAUAUUGAUGGUGGUUCACUACAGCAGAACAUUGAAGCAAAAAGAUUGAAUGAACUUCAAAGAAUUAAUAUAAUGGUAGGAACAGCGGAAGGCUUGAAAUAUUUGCAUACUAGUGACACAGAAAAUAAGGAGGGCAGUUCAAUAUUAGAUGUAGUUGGGGAAUCUGAUUCACAAAACUCUACAAAGCAUUUUGUUCAUGGAGAUGUUAAAACUGCUAAUAUACUAUUGACAACAGAUUGUGUUCCAAAGCUAUGUGACUUUGGCUUGGCCAAACAAUAUGAUUCAACAUUUGUUACAACAUAUCCAAUGGGAACCUCAGCGUACAUGGCACCAGAGGGUCUGCAUGGCACCAUCACACAAAAAAUCGACAUUUUCAGUUUUGGUAUAGUACUUUUGGAACUACUGACAGGUUUGAAGCCUAUUGUCGAAAAUGAUAGAGAAAAUAUUAACAUAAAACAUUAUGUUGAAGAGAAUGUUGUCAACAAUGAUAUUACGCCGUUAUUGGAUCCUGUUGUUAAAAUAUGGGUAAAAGCUGAUGAGGUCUAUAAAUUAGCCAAAAUGUGUUUAGAGUAUAACAGGAAAAGUCGACCAACUAUUGUUGAAGUUUGUGAUAUUUUGAAUAGAAUUCUGAAUGACUAGGAACAUAUCGCAGACUUAGGGUCUACUUACUUUAAACCAUAGGGUCAUAUAAGCAAAACUACGAUUUUUUUUUUAAUGAUAGUCAAUUUCAAUAUUAGCAAAAGCGGGCAAAGCUACAGCGACGCGACGCGCCUCUUCGGACGGCUCCCUAUUAUGAUUUCUGCUCAAAGUCAAAGUCAAAAUCAUUUAUUCAAAGUAGGUACAAUUGUAUGGUCGGAAUUGUUAAAUUUGUACGAUAUAGCGGUGAUAAAAUUAAUUACGUAACUUAAAACUAAAGCUACGAGGGUUCCAAACGCGCCCAAGUCAUUGCACUUACUUAUCUCAUAAGCGAGAGAAAGAUAAAGUUUGCGCGAUAAAAAGAGAGGUCUGCUAAAUUUUAUGCUGAAUAUUGUGUGAGCUGAAUUGCGUCGAAACAAGAGUCGAAAGUAGUUAUAAAUCUUUGCAGAGAGAACCUUCUGUAUCUGUAAAAUAAUUAAAUACUUAAUAGUAAUUAGCAACAACAAAGUAAUUUAGUUGUUUGCAUCUCCUAAAAAAUAAGGGUACUGUGAGUAGACCGCUAUGGAUUGAAGGGCACAAUAUUGGACUAAGAGCCUGUGAGGGACCUUUGAUGUUUUAUAAAAGGAGAAAAUCUCUAUGCGCACCCUAAGGGCGUCUAGUAGGAAAUUGGACGAUACUAAGUGUCUGGCAAUGCAUGAAGUGAUAUCUACUACUAUAUUAUAAAAAAAUACACUUUAUACUUUGAUGAAAGACUUUAUACACCUUUGUUACCUGUUAUCUGCCAAAGCCAGUGUUUCGAACGUCAGAGUCGCUGAUCGUUCCUCCUGUGUUUGGGACAAUGCACAGAGAAACUAUCAGCUUUCAUAAAAUAACGCAGGUCUGACCCUCACAGGCUCUUUGUCUAUAUUUUUUAUUCAUAAUUCUAAAUUCGGAAUUGUUUAAAAUCAUGAUAAUAAAUCGCAUAAGAAUAAACUGUGAUCUUGAAACAUUUUAUUUAGAACUGUGAUUAAGAAAUGAAAUAUAUUAUGUACAGAUAAAUAUACCUAUUUGUGAGUUAUUUUACUGAAUAUAGAUUUUAAGAUAUAAA